AUGACUUAUUCUAUGGAUCAAUUCGCCGAGUUGUACAUGAAUGAGAUAGUACGGCUACAUGGGACACCGUACUCUAUUGUGUGUGAUCGAGAUGCUCGGUUUACAUCAUCGUUCUGGGAGAGUUUGCAGAGAGCAAUGGGAACUCGGUUAAAGUUUAGUACAACUAUCACCCAGAAACGGAUGUGCAGACAGAAGUCUUAUGCAGACCUAAACCGCAAGCAUGUUGAGUUUGAAGUUGGUGAUCAUGUAUUUCUGCGUGUGACUCCUAGGAAAGGAAUUUCGAUGAAGAGGUUUGGCAAGAGGGGAAAGCUAAGUCCUAGAUAUGUCAGACCUUUUGAGAUUUUGGAUAGAGUGGACAAUGUGGCUUACAGGGUAGCUGUACCACCAUCAUUGUCCGGGGUGCACAAUGUAUUUCAUGUGUCACAACUUCGAAAAUAUGUAUCCGACCCAUCGCAUGAGCUGAGCUAUGAGACCUUGGGUUUGCAGGAGGAUUUGUCAUUCGAUGAGCGUCCAGUGAAAAUACUCGAUCGAAAGGACAAAGUCCUAAGGAAUAAGACCAUUUCCUUGGUAAAGGUAUUGUGGAGGAACAAUGUUGUUGAGGAGACAACCUGGGAAUUAGAGUCUGAUAUGCUGCAGCAGUAUCCCGAGUUGUUUGAAUAA
Molecule: messenger RNA, 660 nt
Organism: Humulus lupulus (European hop)
Lineage: Eukaryota; Viridiplantae; Streptophyta; Magnoliopsida; Rosales; Cannabaceae
Exons: 2
Coding region: 1-660 (219 amino acids)
Molecular function (GO): nucleic acid binding
Source: RefSeq, a predicted model, not a curated record